AUGGCUUCGGCUCCAAGUCCGUACAGUGCACAAGCACCUAUGAUUAGGAAAAUGGGCAAGCACCAGAAUGCACCAGCUUUAAGCCCAAGCAAUGAGCAAUCUCCAAAAGAAGCAGAAGCACCAGAGAGCGGAGACAGUGUGAGUAUACUAGAGCAGCAGAUCCACCUCAAGAAGCACCACCAUGCGGACAGGUCAGUCGCCGGAGGCGGUGUGAUUCUCGGAGGGCUUGCCACCACUUUCUUGGUGGCAGUUUUCUGUUACAUAAGAGCCACUGCUGCAAGACAUAAAAAGCCAGAGAUUGGUAGUCCCCAAGUUAUUAGCUAG
Molecule: messenger RNA, 324 nt
Organism: Rosa rugosa (rugosa rose)
Lineage: Eukaryota; Viridiplantae; Streptophyta; Magnoliopsida; Rosales; Rosaceae
Exons: 1
Coding region: 1-324 (107 amino acids)
Source: RefSeq, a predicted model, not a curated record